AACCAAGAAAAAGGCAGAAACGGAAACCUAAUCGAAGGCCCAGGCAGCCAUCGCCUAUAUAAACACGGCCACUUUGGCUCUCUCUCAGUCAGUAUAAUCUCCCGAUCGAUAUGCCUUACCCAACAGCUCUACUGCUUCUGCUGCUGUUCCUCCUCCAUCCCAUCGCCGUCAGCGCCGGAAAAACCCACCACGGCUUCGGGCAUUUGGGCCGGACGCAUUCCCCACCCAACCACCCCCACUCCUCCGCUCCAGCCAAACCUCCAGUACUCCCUAACUCUCCUGCCAACCAUCCCGCCGUUCCGCCGCCUCCUCCAGCGACUCCAUGGCGCCACCACGUGUUCCUCAACUUCCGGGGACCCGACGUCCGCCACACCUUCUCCGACCACCUCUACUACGCCCUCAUCCGGAAAGGGAUCAAGGCGUUUCGCGACGACCGCGACCUCCCACGCGGCGAGAACGUAACGGAGGCCAUCCCACGCGCCAUCGAGGAGUCCAAGCUCUCCAUCAUCGUGCUCUCCAGAGGCUACGCGUCGUCGGAGUACUGCUUGGACGAGCUGGUCAAGAUCAUGCUGACCAUGAAGGAGAAAGGACACCAGCCUUUCCCGGUCUUCUACAAACUGUCCCCAAACGACGUCGUAGAUCACCAGUCGUCGGGGUGUUACAAGGACGACUUCGACCGUCACAAGAGGGUAUAUAGCUACGAGAGGGUGGAGAGCUGGAGCCACGCGCUCACUUCCAUUGCCGAUAUCUCCGGCUGGGUUCUCCACAGUGAGAGAUCGGAAGCCGAAAUGGUGGAGAACAUAGCCAAGAACAUGAUGCGGAAGGUCCACGAGAUGGGUAGGGCUUCCGACAUGGCGAGUGGGGUGAAGCAGUCAAUUCGACGGUUCGAAACCGGGAAUCAGCAGUUGAUGAAUCUGUUCAUAUGUGAAAACGGGGCCGAUGAUGGUUUCGUCAGGAUCUGCGGGACACAAGAUGGAGAGAGGAAUGUCAGUUUUGAAAGAGUUGUUGUCUUGGACCAUUCCACUUCUGCUACUGCUGCUGAAAACUUAGGGUCUCAUGAUCAGCCGACGACGGGCCAACCUGCAGGUGAUCACCCGCCUCCGAAGCCUGCUGACGACACCGGCACUUCCACUUCUCCUUCAUCGGAAGAAAACAGGAUUAACAUAGAGCACGAUCAACAACACCAAGCUCCAUCUGCUUCAAAAGGGGCCUCCCGAGAAGAAGAAGAAGAAGAAGAAGAUGAUGAUCAGAAGAGGAGGUUGUGGAUGUCCAGAACCUGCACCUACGACGGAAACAAAAACAACCAUAAUCAUCAUCAUAAACAAGAAGAAGCAGACCAACAGCAACUGAAAUUCAUCAAGCCAGAAAUCUCACCCCAAGGCAAGAAGACCGCCAGAAUCCCCAGGACAGUCGCCCAAGAAGAAAUCAAGAAAUUCUGGGACUUCUCCUUAAUCGGGCAGCAGCUAUCCGACACCUCUCCUCAUCGUCAUCACCACCAAAACACAACCACCCUCCUCAACGCAGCCAACAAGCUGUGGAACAUAUCGUCAUCAAACAAAGGAAGUUGGAUCGAGGUGAAGCAAGUGGGAACGGCCCGAAACGGGCUCUACAUCUUCACCUUCUCCAGCCAAAACGUACGCGACCGCGUCGUGGAGUCUUCCCCGUGGUGCAUCGCCAACGCGACGUUCGUGAUGCGGAAGUGGCAGCCCAACCUACAGCUCUCGAGCCUGGCGAGGGAGCGCUCGUCGGCGAUCCCGGUUUGGGUGAGGCUGGUCGGUGUGCCGGUGGAGUACAUGAACGCCAAGGGGCUGAGCUACAUCGCCAGCGUGCUUGGGAAGCCGCUCUACAUGGACCGGGCCACCGCGAGCCGGUCUCAGCUGGCGUUUGCCAAGGUGUGUGUGGAGAUGAGGCUGAGUGAAAAGGGGGUGUCGACCAUAGUUGUGGCGCUUGGUGUUGGUGAUGAUGAGAAGGAUGGUGGUGGUAAUGGUGUGGUGGUGGUUGUUGUUCGAGUGAUCUACCAAUGGAGGCAUUGCAUGUGUAUAUCUUGCCAGCCUACUACUGCCGAGACGACUUGACUUAUCAUUAAUAAGAAAGAGAUAGAGACACUAAGAUAUUAUAAGAAGACGACGAAGACCCAAGACUUUUUGGGAGUGACCGGGUCGUGUGAGUUCAUGGGUUUGAUUGAUCAGCAUGUUCACCAGCCCUUCACUAUUAGGCUUUUUCCACUUCAAUUACCUACAUGCAUACAUCCAGGAAGAAGACCCCAAUUACAGUAUGCACAGGGGAAGCUUCCUGUUCAGUUUAUUGAUUAAUGUGUAAUGAGACAUAGCCCUGAUGGAAUUACUAUUCAAAAAAAAAAAAAAAAAAAACACGUAGCCCUGAAUUGUGAGUUAUUUUGUUAUUGAACGUUUUGACAUGUUGUAUUAUUACAUGGUAAUUUCUUUUAGUGGUUUAGUGGUAACGGAUUGGAAAAUCCACAAUACAAGUAACUAAAUAACAAAAAGAUUUAUUUAAUUCAAGUCAUAGCAAAAUGUUUUUUCUUCUAAUCGAAUUUUUGUUAUAAAGGUUUUGACUGCUGACUGCUGACUGCCUCGCUGGCUGGUGGCCCGGUUUGCAUAAAAAAAUUAUAAAAAAAUAAAUUGCCAAGGUAUCUCCAUUUCAUUGAUUUGUGUCUGUCCUUAUUGAUGGAGGAUUUUUUCAGAAAUACCCUGUUUAAAAAAAUUAUAAACAUAUUAACCAAUCCAAAAUAUUUUCAAAAAUACCACUAUUAAUUGAGAACCGUCGCAGGGGGAGACGGUUUCCACACAAACCGUUCGGGGAGGGGGCAUUUUUAGCCUUGGCAAGAAAUCGCCCCUCCCUAGAGCGGUUUUUUGGCUGCCCUAGAUGAAACCGCUUGUUGAAGGAGCGGUUCUUGGUUGCAAACAUAAAUCGCUCCUUCAACAAGCGGUUUGUUAUGUCGACACCAAAAACCGAUAGGCUUCACUGUUUUAUUGGCAUUGGAGGCGUCUAACCCUGACACUGUUUUCUCCCCCCGCUACCAAGAUGAAGAAAUUCAGCCGCCGGAGCCCGGUAACAAACGUCAUUUCAAACGUCUUUUUUGUUCCUUCAAGCCAUCUAUUGAUGGUUUUCCCUUCUGUGUCCCUGUGAUACAAGUGGACGACAUAUUCCUUACCGACAAGUACAAGGGCACUCUCCUAAUUGCCAGUGAGGCACUCUCCUAAUUGCCAUUGUUGAGGGAGAGAAUGCCGAUAGCUAUGGAUUGUUUUUCCGACAAAAUCAGCUCAAUAUCACUAGGAGAACGAACUUGACAAUCAUCUCUGAUCGCCACGUCGGGGUGAGAGCUGCCAUUUUAGGCUUGGAUCUAGCUUGGAAGUGGUCCCAGAGGUGGUGCAUACGAAACUUCAAAGCAAUUGGAACCAUCAUUUCAAGCGGAGGAAGCUUGCUGGCAAUCUAUGAUGGACCGGUAAGCAUUAUAUUUCAUUGGCAAGUUAAUUUUGUUAAUUGAUAAAAUAUGUCGUGAAAUACAAUACAACACUUAUUUAGACUCUUUAUAAAGAGAUGUCCGCCUAAGGAAAUGGGUUCUUAAGCAAUCAUCAUGGUCCUGCCAUUUCCUGUGAAGAUUGGGUUCUAAGUGAUUAUCGGAUCACCCCUUUUUCUGUCAUGAAGGUUGUGUUUCUAAGGAGAUUUAGAUCUCUCCUAAGAGUCUAACGAGUGUUGUAGUAUUGCUUUACCACUUAUAUCAAGGCACCAUAUACGAGCCAAAGUCAAUUGGCCCCCUUACCCUUUCUUCUGUAUAUGCAUCAGUUGUAGCCUACCAAGAGAAGAAAUUCAGUGAGAAGUUGCAGAAAAUCCGUGAGCUUUGCCCUGAAGGUGCGGAGCUACCAUGUGGACUUUUCAUAAGGACGGAGCUACAUGUGGGGUAAUGCGGACAGCGUUUCGACGAGCUUUGAAGGAAAAAUCAAAGAAAUGUUUUUCUAGAUGACAGUUCCGACUUAGCCGCAAUCAACAGACCACUAUUUCCUUGGUUUUGGCUUGGAGAGGGGAGUGGACAAAGAGAUAUUUUUAGAGAGGGAGAAGAGUGGGUUUUGGUGUAAAGAGAAAUGAAGGAUUGGGGUUGUUUAUAUAGCACACAAACUGCCUGCCUGGGGGUGCAGUUUGGUAAUUUUGCGUAGAAUGUAAAUCGCGCCCUAGGGGAACAUUUUACGUUUUCCAAGAAAAAAACGCGUGCCGUACACGCGUUUCCUCUAUCCACGACGCGGAUCCCUGAGCUGGCAGGCGUUCCACCGUCGGAUCGCUCCUUCAUCGUGCGGUCCCGAGGAACGCCGCGUGGCCACGAGUGGUUUGUUUGAAAACCUUCUCCCCUGCGGCGGUUCUCAUGAAAUGGUGGUAAUUUUGGAAAUAUUUUUGGGUUGGGUGGUAUUCUUAUAAUUUUUUUUAAAUAAUGGUAUUUCUAGAAAAAAUCCUAGCUAAUGGACGCUAGCAAUUGGCUUUGCUUAAUUAUGACGGUUGGAGAGGCAAAUCUGACCAGAAAUGCUAGGCCCUGUUAAAAGUUAAAAUCCACUAAAUUUUUUAUUCAUAAAGAAUAUUUGGAAACCUAUUUCGGGUUUCUCUUAUUUUCUUUUUAUACUUAUGUUUAGGCCAAUUAUCAAUUUGAGCCAAAUUUGUAUACCCUAUAAUUUUGUUUAGUUCCCUUGAGCGUUCAGAUAGUGAGGUAUAUAUGAUACAUGCGUAUCUAAUUAAUGCAUGUAUUAUAUAUAAUGUAUUAUUUUUUAUUUCAAUAUAAAAUGCAUUACAUGUAUUUGAUUUGAAAAUCACUCAAAAUGGACAAUUUAGAAUCUCAUUAUUCUGUGAGAUUGUUGGAAAUGUGUUGUGAGAUUGUGAACCAAAUUUUCUUUUCUUUUAUGCCACUACCAAAUUUUAUAUACGGUUGCUUUUUAUGAACAGUAAUAUGGUAUUCCAUCAAAAUACCAAGUAUCUAUUGGCAACACACCUUGCCAACUGAGUGUUACAAACUAAGCCAAAACUAAUGAAGCCACCAAUACUGGUUCUGGAAUGAAAUCUAUCUCACUAUAGCCACGAAAAAACCAGCAAAGAGCAAACAAUCAACUCGACAGACCAAAACUGGGAGACAUUGGCACUACCAACAACUACGCUCACAUCAUCUUUAAUCGAAUGCAGCAGCACUUUAGGACUCCUCCUUACCACCGCAGAGCCAUUCCUCAGACACCAUAUCUCUCUCCAAAUCAAUCCCAACAUUGCCCUCCAAGCAACUCUACCUGUACAGGCUGUAGAGGAGGAAUGACUUGUUGUAUAUUGAUUAGGAGUGUGGGUUUUAUACCCAAGAUGUAAAGAAUGCGGAAAGUAGAGAAGACGAUGAUUUAAGUGGUUUCCCCGAAGAUCGGGACUAGUCCACGGAGAGCUUGGAGCUCUCAGUUAGGUUUCACUAUAUGCGGCUGAUUAGGUUUAGCCGAGAUGAUUACAGAGUGAGGCCGAGUGCCUCUAAAUAUACCUUCGACAAUUAACUAGGUGAAAAAGGAAAAUAACCAAACAACACACCCAAGUACAAAAGCUGUACAAAUCAGUCCAAUACUCCCCCUCAAGCUGGAGCAUGAAGAUCCCGAAUGCCAAGCUUGGAUAAGAGAUUGUGGAAUUGAUCUGUACCGAGAGCCUUGGUGAAAAUGUCAGCAAGCUGUUGAGUGGUUUUAACCUUCUGAGGAAGUAUCUCACCAGAACUAACGCGCUCCCGGACGAAGUAGCAAUCCAUUUCCACGUGCUUAGUGCGCUCAUGGAAAACUGGAUUAGCCGAGAUGUGAAGCGCUGCUUGAUUAUCACAAUAGAGAGGAGUGGGAGCUCGCUGCACAACCUGCAACUCACGAAGCAAGAAGCGUAGCCAUAGAACCUCACUAGUAGCAUUGGCCAUAGCUCGAUACUCAGCCUCCGCAGAGGAAUGUGACACGACUCUCUGCUUCUUGGCCCGCCAGGAAAUUGGCGCACCUCCCAACUGAACAAAGUAGCCGGUAGUAGAUCGACGGGUCGACUGGCAACCAUCCCAAUCAGAGUCGCAGUACGCGAUAAGCUCCAAAGACCCUGCGGAAGGCAAGAACAAACCUUGCCCCGGUGCAGUCUUAAGGUAACGCAAGACACGAUGAGCGGCUGCAAUGUGAUCAGGACUAGGAGAAUGAACAAACUGGCUCAACACGUUGACAGAGUAAGCAAUGUCCGGACGUGUAAUGGUAAGGUACAGGAGAUGACCCACGAGGCGUCGAUAGGAGCUAACAUCGUCGGCACGAUCAUCGGUGGGGCGUGUGAGAGUGUGGUUCUGCUCCAUAGGGAAACUGCUGGGCCGAGCUGCGCCUAAACCGGAGUCCUUCAGAAUGUCCAGAGUGUACUUUCGCUGACUAAGAACAAUGCCAUCAGGGGAGCGAGCAACUUCGAUACCCAAAAAAUAUUUCAGCACGCCCAAGUCUUUGAUGCUGAAUCGCUGAUGGAGGAAGGUCUUAACACGCUGAAUGACCUCCGGAGCAUCACUAGUCAAGACCACAUCAUCAACAUAGAUAAGGACGGCAACAAAUGCUUCCGGGGUGUGAUAUAUGAAGAGAGAGUUAUCAGCCCGGGACAUAGUAAACCCAAAGUCCACAAGAGCGGAAGCAAAUUUAGCAUACCAGUUCCGCGAAGCCUGCCGGAGACCGUACAAGGACUUCCGAAGCCGACACACCCUGGUGUCUCCAUCCCGAGCGAACCCUUGAGGAACUCGCAUAUACACCUCCUCAUCAAGAUCGCCAUGGAGAAAGGCGUUAUUCACGUCCAGUUGGUGGAGGGACCAGUUGCGCUGAGCCGCCACGGCGAGGAGAACACGAACUGUGACAAGCUUGGCAACAGGAGCAAAAGUGUCGUGGAAGUCGAUCCCCUCUAGCUGUGUAAACCCCUUUGCAACCAAUCGAGCUUUGAAGCGCUCGAUGGAACCGUCUGGCUGAUAUUUGAUCUUAUAGACCCAUUUGGAAUCUAUGAGCCGUUUCCCAGGAGGCAAUGGCUCCAGAGUCCAUGUUCCGUUAGCUACAAGAGCAUCAAUCUCUUUCUGCAUAGCGACCAGCCAAUACUCAUACUGAACAGCCUCGGAGAAAUGUCGGGGCUCAUCCAAUUUGGUGAUGGAAGCCAAAAAAAGCACAGUGGUCAGAAGAGAAGCGGUGGUAACUAACAUGAUUGGAUAUAGGAAACUGAACAUGAUGGGAGGACUUAGGAUAAGUUACCUCGUACACAUCGAGCUUGGAAGGAGGCCGUUUGUCUCGAUGGCUGCGACGAAGAGCAUCGGGAGGAUCGGCUUGGUGUGAGGGCGAGUCACCGCCAGUAUGUGAGUCGGGAAGAACAUUGACUUGAUCAAGACCUUCUUGCUGGGUAGAGACAUGCGGAGGGGAAGGAGAGGUGGACACGUCUACAUCGUCAAGGAGCUCCCCCUGUUGCAUAGAAGUGCUCGAGGUAGAUGGCAAAGGGGAUGUGAUGGGGAGUUCUUUCCACCCCACUUCAUCCAUGGGAUCAUUAUCAGAAUUUGGCACAUCAUUAAGUGCCUCAACGUGACCUGCAGGAGGCAAGUCAAACAAAGCUUGCAUGGGAGAAGGACCAUGCACGUGAGUAGGGUCUUUUUGUGAGCCACUAGUGGACGACCGGAAAGGGAACGUAUUCUCCACAAAAUGUACAUCACGGGAUGUAUAAAUCUUCAGUGUGUGCAAAUCGUAAACACGAUAACCCUUCUGGGUGUCUGGAUAACCAAUGAAAACCCCCGCUCGCCCUCGUUCAGCAUAUUUGUCCAAGGUAUAAUGUGUGUCUUUAGCAUACACGAGACAACCAAAACUCCGUAUGUGUGUAUAGGCAGGAACCCGUCCCAACAAGAUUUCAAACGGUGUCUUUUGAGACAAAGGCACCAAAGGAAGGCGAUUGAUGAGAUAGGCCGCCGUAAGAACACACUCGCCCCAAAAACGCACCGAAAGAUUAGCAUGGAACAUGAGCGACCUAGCUGUGUCUAAAAAAUGCCGAUGCUUUCGUUCCACCACGCCAUUUUGCUGCGGCGUAUCCGUACAAGUCGUUUGAAGAACAAUUCCCUGCUCUUCAUAGUAAUUACGGAGAGAUGCAGUCUGAAAUUCCGGACCAUUGUCCGCCUGGAGACGUCGAACCUUCUUUCCAUACUGAGUACGCACCAAUGCAAAGAACGACCGCAAAUAGCGCUCAGUGUCGGAUUUGAAUUUCAUUAAGUAAACCCAAGUCCCCCGACUGUAAUCAUCGACAAUGGUCAAGAAAUAGUGUGACCCAUCCGUGGCUGGUGUUUUGUAAGGCCCCCAUAUAUCAAGGUGUAUAAGAUCAAAGCAAGUACUGGUCUUGAUUGAGCUUAAAAGAAACGAGUUUCGUGCUUGCUUAGCACGGACACAAGGAUCACAAUGAAAGGAGCUGCGGGAAUCAAAGCUACAACCAACAAGGUCCUUUAAUAAAAAUAACUUGUCCAAAGAUGGGUGGCCAAGCCGAACAUGCCACAGUUCUUUAGAAGCUGCUUGACGAUCAACUCUGCAAGCCUGUGGCAGGGGAUCACGAGCUGUACCCGACUCCUCACCAAAACGCUGCAAAUAAUAUAAGCCGUCUCGCAGUUUACCCACGCCAAUAAGAGUCUUGGAAUGUGAGUCCUGAAUCAUACACAUAUCAUUCAAGAAAAUUACUUCCACGUUGUGCUCCUGAGUCAAACGACUAACAGACAAGAGAUUGCAUUUGAACUCUGGGACAUGCAAAACUCGCUGCAAAGUAAGAGAAUCAGAGAGUUUGACUGUGCCCAUGUUCUUAACUGGAAUACCCGUCCCAUCCGGAAUACGAACUUGUGAAUGAACAAUGUUGUCAUCAACUGAAGUUAACCAUCUGGAAUCUCGCACUAUAUGUUCAUUACAACCUGAAUCUAUCAACCAUUCGUAAAGAUCAGGAUAAUUACCCGCCAUGUGUGCUGUGGGUUCGGAACGAGCGUCCGAUGCAGAAGAAAGCAGCUGUUGAAGUUGCGCAAACUGCGCCGCAGUUAACCCAGGAACCGGGAUCGUCUCACUCUCCACGUGUGCUGCCUUGGAACGCCGACCAGAAUUGCCGGAUCGAUCUUCAGUCGGCUUGUGUUUGGGAUGGCCAGGUGGGAACCCAAUCAAUUUGUAGCAUGUCUCUUUCAAGUGUCCCUUUCGGUUGCAAUGGGAGCAACGAGGAGAGUCUUGUUCCUCAUUUGAGUCCCUAGCAAUUUGUGUAUGGAAAGCACUUGUUUCAAUAGGAGGGCGCCUUGCAUUAGUGAUAUGGCGGUGUUGUUCCUCUGCUGCCACCAUUUGAUAAGCAUCGGCGAGAGUUGGUGUGGGCUUGGUGCCUAAUAUUUGGGACCGUAUGACAGAAUAUGCAUCAUCUAACCCCAUCAGAAACUCGAACAGUCGUGUGAUGUCCAGUUUCUCACGUUGCUUUUGAACCAAAUCGCAGCUGCACCCGCCACAAGUGCAACCACCACAGCUGCAGUGUGCGACUCCUUCUACAGCUUGCAUCUCAUCCCACAAUGAACGCAGAUGGGUAUAAAAUGACGAGACAGUUUGCUUUUCUUGUCUCGUCGAGCUGAUGGUCCGAGGUAACUCGUAGGCACGUUGUGCGGAUCCUUUGCUGAAGCGGCGCUGAAGGUCGAUCCAUAUGGCACGAGCUGUAGUAGCAGUUCGCACACUGUUGCGGACCUCCUUGGUCAUCGCAGUCUUCAGCCAACCUUUGACGUUGGCGUCACAACGGUCCCAAGAGGAUUGGCGCUCUCCUGACCCCGCUUGAUUCCGCGGAAGAGAACCAUCAACAAACGCCAUUUUGUUUUUGGCGAUUAGGGUUUCAGUCAUGUCACUGACCCAUUCUCCAUAGUUGGAAUCAUUCAAGAGAUCACUACCGAAUAGCUGUGCAGGAUUCUCUGACGGAUGCAGAUACAAGGGCGAGCUGAUGGGGAUCGUAUCCGUGCCAGAGGUCACGUUCUUGACGUCCUUUGCCUCGUCUUCCUUGCUCAUGAUGCGAAAACGUAUUGAUAUGAAUCUAUAGCUCUGAUACCAAGUAAAGAAUGCGGAAAGUAGAGAAGACGAUGAUUUACGUGGUUUCCCCGAAGAUCGGGACUAGUCCACGGAGAGCUUGGAGCUCUCAGUUAGGUUUCACUAUAUGAGGCUGAUUAGGUUUAGCCGAGAUGAUUACAGAGUGAGGCCGAGUGCCUCUAAAUAUACCUUCGACAAUUAACUAGGUGAAAAAGGAAAAUAACCAAACAACACACCCAAGUACAAAGGCUGUACAAAUCAGUCCAAUACAAGAAUACAAAGAGAACCCUAGCAGCACGUUGUACAGUGGAAGUAGUGCUGUGGGUAAGUGGCUAAACAAUAGGAACUAACUAACAGAAAAAAAUUAAGAAAAUGAAAUAAUUAUAUAUUCCUAUCACGCCCCCGCAAGAUGGUGGAGGAGACGACACCAAUCUUGGCACGUAGAAGCUGGAACCGUGUAAUGGGUAGGGGCUUGGUGAGAGAGUCAGCGAGCUAGUGCGCAGUGGAAAUGUGACGAACAUGAAGAGCAGCGGAGUGAAUGAGCUCACGGACAAAAUGAAAAUCAAGUGCCAAAUGCUUCAUGCGGGAGUGGAAGACUGGGUUGGUGGAGAAAUGAACAACGCCGAGAUUAUCACUAUGAAGAACUGGCGGCUGAGGUAGCGGCUGUUGAAGCUCAGUGAGCAAGUUCUGAACCCAGAGCAGCUCCGCCGUGGCAUGGGCUACUGCACGGUAUUCAGCCUCAGUGCUGGAACGAGCGACAGAGCGUUGCUUCUUCGAUUUCCAGGAAAUGAGAUUACCACCAUAAUAAAUUAGAUAGCCCAUAGUAGAGGUACGAUCAUCCGGGUCGCCCGCCCAGUCAGAAUCGGCAAAGGCAACCAACGAUGGAGAGACAGUGGGUGUCAGGCGAAGACCAAAGGAGGCAGUGCCUUUGAGAUAGCGAAGGAGACGCUAUGCCAUGUAAAUAGUUUCCUGCAAAGAGCCUUGGAGAAAGGCGUUAUUGACAUCAAAUUGAUAAACCGGCCAGUUAUUGGUCAAGGCAAUGGUGAAGACAGUCCGUAUCGUAACCGGCUUCAGAAAUGGACUGUAUGUUUCAUGAUAGUCGAUGCCGGGCCGUUGAGUAAAGCCUUUGGCCACAAGGCGGGCUUUAAAACGAUCGACCGAACCAUCCGGAUUGCGCUUGAUGCGGAAGACCCAUCGGCAACCCACAACGUUGUGACCAAGGGGACGGGGCACCAACGUCCAUGAAUUAUUGCGGUCCACCGAGAAUAAGCCAGGGCCCGCUUAACAGAAGGAGGUUCAAAGUCAAUAUAUGAUACCUGAGCCGAGAAGAGCUUCUUCGGCCGGAAGAUCCCAUGCUGACUGCGUGUGGACAUAGGAUGAGAGCGCGGCGGCACAACCUUAGCCGGUGGUGGUGGUGGAGCAUUUUGUGGGGAGGACGUAGCCAUAGGGGACGCUGGGGAGCCGGCGGAUGACAUGAGACGCGGAGGAGAAGCCAUGGUGGACGGAGAGGCAGUGGGAAUGAUGGGAGCAGGGGAUGUGGAUGGAGGAAGGUAGUACUGUUGAAGAGGGGGAGUGGCGAGAGUGACCCAAUCAGUAGAGGAGAGGGAUGUAUCUGCGGGAAUGGCGAGGCCAGGAAAGGAAGUUUCAUCAAACCGAACAUGGCGAGAAACGAAGAUUCGUUGGCUAGUGGGAUCAUAGCACUUAUAAGCACUUUGAGUGAGAGAGUAACUAGGAAGAUACAGGAACGGGAACGAGGGGCCAAUUUGUGGGGAGAGUAAGGCCGAAGCCAGGGGAAGCAAAGGCAGCCAAAGGAUCGGAGCUUCAGGUAGUUGGGUAAUUCGUUGAACAAGGAGAAAUAGGGCGUGGCACCACGACGAGAGGAGGAGGGCAGGCGAUUUAUAAGAUAUGUAGCCGUCUGGAAAGCAUGAGACCAGAAGGAGAGAGGAAGCUUGGCCGAAUGAAGAAGGGAGAGGCCAGUUUCCACGAUAUGGCGAUGCUUUCUCUCGGCGAGGCCAUUAUGCUGCGGAGUAUGAGGCGGUGUAAGAAGGUGAGUAAUGCCGGUGGUUUGAAAAAAAAACAGAGCUUCUGGAACUCGCCACCACCAUCACUAAACACACGGCGAAUGGUAGUUUGGAAAUAAUUGGUGAUCAUCGUAGUGAACGUUGUGAAAACAUGACAAACAUCAGAUUUACGGGAUAAAGGGUAGCCAUGUAUAGCGGGUAAAAUGAUCCACAAUGACCAAGUAAUAAGAGUAAGAAUCAAGGGAAAGCACAGGGGAAGGUCCCCAAACAUCCAUAAACAGUAAAUCGAAUGGAUGAGUACUUGUCAAACUCGAAAUAGAAAACGGAAGUUUGUGACUCUUAUGCAAUGAACAUGACUCGCAAGAGGAACAAGAGGAGCCUGAGGCAGGGAGAGACUGAUUACGGAGUAAACGGGACAGCAGCUUGAUGUUGGGAUGGCCUAGGCGAUGAUGCCAAGUGGAGAAGGAGGUGGAUGUGGCGGACAAGGCGAGACGAACAGGAGAAUGGGAAUCCACUGGCAACUCAUACACGUCAUCAUUAUUCAGGCCGCGAAGCAGAGGCGCCCCCGUGGCUAGAUCCUUCACAACAAAACAAUCAGAGAAGAAUUCCACCGAAACCGGGUUAGAUUUGCACAAUUGGGCAACCGAUAACAGGCGGCGUUUAAUAGCCGGAACACACAAUAUAUUAGAAAGAGCCAAGGACGAGGAAGAAGUAGGGAGGCUAGACUGCCCGAUGUGGGUAAUUCGCAGACCUGAACCAUUGCCGACAAUAACCUCUUCAGGGCCAUGGUAGUCGGUGUAGAGAGAGAGACCAUCGAGGUCAGGGGUGACGUGGUUGGUGGCGGCGGAGUCAAGAAGCCAGCCGCCGGAGGAGGAGGAUCCGGCAGUCAUAGUAUGGUGGGCUUGAGGGCGACCAUGGAGCCGGUAGCACUCUUUGGCGGUAUGGCCCGGCUUAUCGCAAAACUGGCACUGGAUGUGCGGGCGGCCGAGGAGAGACGGUGCUGAGGAAGGCGCUGGGUGAGGAGACCCACGAGAGGGGGAAUGACCACGAUACCCAGUGUCGGGGUAGGUGGUAGGUUGCAAUUGGCGAGAGCGGCGAGGACUGCCAGAACUGCCGCGGCCGCGAAUCGGGGAAGAACGACCACGAAAGGAUGAGAACACACUGGUAGGAGCUAGGGCAGAAGAGGAUCGAUGCGCCUCAAAAUCGGCCUCAAAAUCAACUAGACGAUCGUGCAGAUCUUCAAGAGCAAUGGGGGUGUCACGGGCGCGAAGAGCAGCAGAAAGGGGACCGUAUUCCUCACGCAGACCGCGUAGAAUAUGAAGAAUCAUAUCUUCAUUGGACAUAGGUGCUUGAACCAAGGCGAGUUCAGCCGCCAUGGUGCGCAUAGACUGCAGGUAGACUGCAACGGAGCGGGAGCCUUGGGUUUCGCGGCCGAGCUUUGUUUUCAGAUGCAUGACCCGCUGCCUAGACUGACUGGCGAACAUGCGCUCCAAGAUCAGCCACGCAUCGCGGGAGGACUCAACAGACGUGACAUACGGAGCAACGCUGGGCGUAACCGAAGCCAGAAUAGAGUGGAGGAGAAGUUGAUCUUGACGGAACCAGUGAACACGAAAAGCUGCCUCAGCAUCGGCGGCAGGGGGAGGAUGGGAGCCAUCAAGAUAUUUGAGCAGGUCAAGCCCGCGAAGAAGAGUCACGAGCUGGGCACGCCAGGUAGGGAAGUUCUCGCCAUUGAGUUUGUUGGGAAAUUGAGUGGCGGGAUUGAGGGUGAUAAUGGUAUGAGAAUUGUCAAGGUUAAUAACUGACCCACCAUCAUUUUGAGACAUGGCGGCCGAGAAGAAGAAGAAGAAAGGUCAAGAGAGAAUGGGAUUAAGGAGAUCGGAGCGCAGCUCUGAUACCAUGUAGAGGAGGAAUGACUUGUUGUAUAUUGAUUAGGAGUGUGGGUUUUAUACCCAAGAAUACAAAGAGAACCCUAGCAGCACGUUGUACAGUGGAAGUAGUGCUGUGGGUAAGUGGCUAAACAAUAGGAACUAACUAACAGAAAACAAUUAAGAAAAUGAAAUAAUUAUAUAUUCCUAUCACAGGCAACAUUAGACUUUGAUAGAGCUCCGGAUUAAGCUCUAUCGAGAGAUUGGGGAUUAGGGAUCAACUAGGGAUUGAUCCGGGAAUUUGGGAAUUGGGGAGGGGUGAGCUCCUCCUCGAUCUGCUCUGGAUCUAUGUUCAGCCACCCCAGCCCUCUAGGCUCGUGAUAUGGGCCCACUACAUCAAUUCGGCCCAUGUGCCCAGGCGGCCCAUGCGCAGUCCGCUGGGCCCCAUUGUCAUACCCGGGCAUCUUGGCCUUGCCCUUGCGAGCCGUCAACUCUUGGGCCGUCGGGGUAGGCAGAAGCCCAGGCCCACCGCCGCGCCCUAGCUAUUUGUGGCCUGCCCGUUCAGUCACGCCGGCCUGAUCGCCCUCGCCUGUCGCGGCCGCCACCAUAGCCGCCUGCUUCACCACUGCCGCCGCCGUCGGAGGUAACUCCGCCGCCGCCAUCCCGCCUGAUCCGCCCUCCGCGGUCGGGUCGCUGCCCGCUGCCCCGUCGCCCGCCGGCGGCUCCCCUGCCGCGCUCAGCCCACCCCCCCUGUACCGCCGCCGCUGCUUUUCUGUGGGGGUUGUUGCGCGCCCCGCAACGUCGCCAGGGUCGCUUGGACCUCAUCGAGCCUGCUCCAAAUUCGCCGGGACUCCUCCUCCCGCUCGCGCUUCUCCGCCAUCAUCUCCACGUGUUCCCUUUCGAACGCAGCCACCAGGCGAGCCAGGUUGACUCGGAUCGUCCCCAUCUCCAUUUCAUCUACCAGUUCCCCGUCCCGCGGACUAAGAACCCGCUGCGUGCCAUUCACCGGUGGUCGGCAGCCCCGUCAAGGCCUCCUGCUCCUGCGCCGCCUUGGCGGCCUUCUCAGUUGCUUGCAUGGACUUCAUUGACACCAUCGUGAUCGUCGUUCUUUGUUUGCUCAGAAACCCAAGAACCGGGCUCUGAUAUCAAAUGAUAGAGCUCCGGAUUAAGCUCUAUCGAGAGAUUGGGGAUUAGGGAUCAACUAGGGAUUGAUCAGGGAAUUUGGGAACUGGGGAGGGGUGAAUUGGGAGGAUUGAAGUUAGAAGAAGGGAGGGAGAAGGGGUGCUGCCGAUCGACAGCUUGGAGGGAGAGUGGGGAAGGCUCGGCGGCCAAGAGAGAGGAUAGAGGGAGGGUGAGAGCAAUUAGAUUUUAGGUUUAAUCUUUUGGUUACCUUUCCUACGUAAAACAAUAGUUUAAAUAUCCAAACACAAUUACCUACUAACUACCCCAAAUUAUUAAUCCUCCAAAUUAUUUCCCAAUAACCAAAUAAACCCGAACAGAAUAAUUCAAAUCGAACGUAAAUCCAAAUAAUUAAAAUGUCUAUCAGACUUCCCUUUAAAUUUGCUCACAGCCCACUGCCCCGAGACUUGUCUAUUAGAAAUAUGAGAAACCAAUCCCUUAAAAAGAAAUCUAUACACUUCACAGGAAGCAAAAAGGUGGUCUCUAGUCUCUAGUCUCUAGUCUAUAUCCCCAACAAAUCAUCUUGUCACAGGUACAUAUGUAGUCAUUUACCACCAACCAGGCCACAAAUUGAUCAUUUGGAAUAGUAACGUCCAGAUAAGAGUUUUCCAAGGAACUGAAGCUCGAUGUGGAUACAAGAAUUCCCACAUCCUCUUGACGCUAUAUUUGGUCAUAAGCACGCCAUUCCAGAAAAUUUCAGACCCUUGGACCUAAAGCAUUGACCCAAAUAUAGCUUUACAUUUCAGUUGUUUUUUUCCAAAUCCAUGAUCCAGCCUUACUUGCCACCAACCAAAAAUCUAAACUUUUUGAACGGUAUUCUUUAACCCAGGAUACCUAGAGCGAUCCUUGUUGAGCUAAGAUAGCCCAAUUCUGAUGAAUAACACAAGCAAGGUUACAUGUGGACAAAUCUCUCAACCCUAGCCUGCCCUCUAUUCCAAGGAGAGUUAUGUGCUUCCAGGCAACAACAGCUUUCUUCCUACCACCUUCUUUCACCUCCCAUAGAAAAUCACUGCAAACUUUCUCAAUUUCCUUGACGACUGCCUUAGGGAGAAUAAAGGUAGUCAUCCAGAACUGAGUUAAACUGUACAAGACAAUCAUAAUCAGUUGAAACCUCUCUACCUAGCUGAGAAACUUAGACCUCCAUCCAUUUAUUUUUGCAGUCAUCUUAUCCAUAAGAGGCUUACAGGCCUUGAUUGUCAAUUUUCCAGGGAUAAGAGGCAAUCCCAAAUAACGAACAGGCAAAGACCCUAGGUUAUAACCAGCCCUCUCAGCCAUUUGUUUCUGCCAUUGUAAAGGUACCCCCCCCCCCCCACGCCGCCCAUUCUCCCACCCACAGUAAAGCUCACAUUUUGAUAGAUUUGACACCAAACCAAAUAGUAACUGAAAUUGAGCUAACACCCUUUGAAUAGCAUUCAGAUCAUAGUUGGAACCAUCAGAUAAGAGAAGCAAAUCGUUAGCAAACAUCAAGUGAGUUAGGUUCAACCGUUUGCACAUAGGAUGAAAGGGAAGCAGUCCCCUAGAAGAGCAAUUCUACUAUGCUAUAUAGUAUUGGUGCUUUAAUGUACAACUCAAAGUUGUACCAUAACAUUAAAUGUAUAAGUUUAGGUUGUACCAUAAAACAAUUUGUAUCAUUAUGUUAUGGUACAACUUUACAACUUGAAGUUGUACCAUCACAUAAAUGUACAAGUUCAAGUUGUACCAUAAAAGAAUUUGUACAAAAAGUAUAGGUACAAUCUAAAAUUGUACCAUAACAUAAAUGUACAAUUUUAAGUUGUACCAUCAAGGCAAAAACCUAUAGCACCAAUACUAUAUAGCAUUGUAAAAUUUCUCCCCCUAGAAGCCUCUCUAUACAUAAGAUAGGAGAAAAUCUCCAUUUCAAUAACAAACAAAUAAGGGGACAAGGGAUCACCCUGUCUUAAUCCCUUCCCAGCAGAGAAAUAGCCUGUCAUACCCCAUUAAAGUUGACACUAAAUCUAGGGUUAGUAACACACAUCUUGAUCCACUUAAGAAAUUGUGCAGGGAACCCCAUAGCUUCCAUUAUAGUUCGCAAAAACCUCAAGUCCACAGAGUCAAAAGAUUUUGAUUUUUGAGUUUUAAGAGUUUAGAUUUAUUUUUAUAUACAUUUUAUUAACUCAAAUAUAAAACUAUUCUCUCAUAUGUCCUUCGGGUUUGGGAAAGCCCUCUUGAAAAAUCUAUUUAUGUGCAUUUUCUCUGAUUAGUUGGGUUGGGAUUGUAUUGAGCUAGGAUAGUGGCUGAGUCUCCUUUUUUACUUUCAUCAUUUUAUGUCCUUUGGUUUCGCAUACGUCAACAGAUAAAGGCUUAAUGGUUUAGGUCCUUUGGUUUUGCAUACUUCAACUAAUACUCUAUUUGAUGCUAAGUUCACUCUUAUAUGACAGGCAUUGCUUACAGUAUUGAUCCGUCAACCAUCCUAUAGUGAAUAGGUGCAUAGAGAGAAUGCGCAUCAAGCACUAGGAAAAGGUAAAACAAGAGGACUGUCUUUAAUUCAAUAGUUUACUGUUAUUUGAAACCAAUUGGUGGUUUGCCUGCUUCCCUGAUUGUUUGUAAAACCCUAAACGAGAUCAAUUAUGUGUUUAACUGAGUGGGUUCCUAAUGUUAUGUUAUUUAUCCUGUGCAGAUCCUUUUCUCGUUCAUCUCUCUGUGUGCUUUCAUCUUGACCAUCUACUUCAUAAGUGAAGGUUAGUGUUAACUUUCAAUACAAUUAGAAUGAUUAC
Molecule: messenger RNA, 17846 nt
Organism: Linum trigynum
Lineage: Eukaryota; Viridiplantae; Streptophyta; Magnoliopsida; Malpighiales; Linaceae
Source: the annotation of a GenBank genome assembly